AUGCAUAUAGAUAGAUAUAGAGAGAGGGGCAAGAACGAAGGCGAGAGAGAGCAUAGUCUGGGAUCUGUUCUGUCUCGUCUGACGAUGGCGUCGGUGCGCCAACCUGCUCUCGGACUACAUCUAUGGAUCCUCGUUUCUCUCCUCUUCUUCAUCCACGCUCACUCCUUCUACCUCCCCGGCGUCGCUCCCCAAGAUUUCCGGAAGGCAAACCUUUUGAAGGUGAAAGUGAACAAACUGACAUCGACAAAGACACAGCUUCCAUACUCUUACUACUCACUUCCGUUCUGCAAGCCGAAGAAAAUAGUUGACAGUGCAGAAAAUUUGGGUGAAGUUCUUCGUGGUGAUCGUAUUGAAAACUCUCCAUAUGAGUUUAAAAUGCGAGAACCUCAAAUGUGCAAUAUUGUAUGUCAUGUAGUACUUGAUACAAAAACGGCAAAGGAAUUCAAAGAAAAGAUAGAUGAUGAUUAUUGGGUGAAUAUGAUAUUAGAUAAUCUUCCGCUGGUUGUUCCCGUACAAAGAUCAAAUCAGGAAUCUCCUAUUGUAUAUGGACAUGGUUUUCGUGUUGGCCUUAAAGGACGCUAUACCGGAAGCAAGGAUGAGAAAUACUUUAUCAAUAACCACUUGGCAUUCACUGUUAAGUUUCACAAGGACCCAGAAACAGAAACUGCAAGGAUUGUAGGGUUUGAAGUGAAACCAUUCAGUAUUAAGCAUGCUUAUGAAGGGGAAUGGAAGGAUCAGAAGACCCGUUUGACAACCUGUGAUCCCCAUGCAAAAAAGGCUGUUACUGACUCAGAAUCUCCUCAGGAGGUUGAAGACAAGAAGGAAAUUAUAUUCACAUAUGAUGUCGAUUAUCAAGAAAGUGAUGUCAAGUGGGCAUCUCGAUGGGAUACAUAUCUUCUGAUGGGUGAUGAUCAAAUUCACUGGUUCUCAAUUGUCAAUUCCUUGAUGAUUGUCCUUUUCCUUUCUGGUAUGGUAGCUAUGAUCAUGCUGCGGACACUGUACCGUGAUAUCUCAAAGUAUAACCAAUUGGAGACCCAAGAAGAAGCCCAGGAAGAGACGGGAUGGAAAUUGGUUCACGGGGAUGUUUUCAGACCACCUAUAAACUCGGAUCUCCUGUGUGUUUAUGUUGGGACAGGCGUUCAGUUCUUUGGGAUGAUACUUGUUACUAUGAUAUUUGCUGCCUUUGGGUUUCUCUCCCCGUCAAACAGAGGCGGGUUGAUGACAGCCAUGCUUGUGCUGUGGGUCUUCAUGAGCCUUUUUGCUGGAUACUCCUCUGCACGCCUCUACAAGAUGUUUAAAGGAACAGAAUGGAAGAAAAUCACCAUCAGAACAGCAUUAAUAUUCCCUGGAACUGUCUUUGCUCUUUUCUUUGUCCUGAAUGCUCUAAUUUGGGGAGAGAAAUCUUCAGGGGCAGUGCCAUUCGGAACCAUGUUUGCUCUGGUAGUUUUGUGGUUUGGCAUCUCCGUUCCACUUGUUUUUGUGGGCGCUUAUGUUGGCUUUAAGAAACCGGCACUGGAGGCUCCCGUUAGAACUAACAAGAUUCCAAGGCAGAUACCUGAACAGGCCUGGUACAUGAACCCAGUCUUCUCCAUCCUGAUUGGGGGUAUACUUCCAUUUGGAGCUGUCUUUAUUGAGCUGUUUUUCAUCCUCACCUCGGUCUGGUUGCACCAAUUCUACUACAUUUUUGGUUUCCUCUUCAUCGUCUUCCUCAUCUUGAUUGUCACUUGUGCCGAGAUCACGAUUGUGCUCUGCUAUUUCCAGCUUUGCAGCGAGGAUUACCAUUGGUGGUGGAGGUCAUACCUGACUUCGGGAUCUUCAGCGCUGUACCUGUUCCUUUACGCCGCCUUCUACUUCUCCACAAAGCUCGAGAUAACAAAGCCCGUGUCUGGGCUUUUGUACUUUGGCUACAUGCUGAUUGUCUCCUACGCAUUCUUCGUGCUUACUGGUACAAUCGGUUUCUACGCAUGUUUCUGGUUCACAAGGCUCAUCUACUCGUCGGUGAAGAUUGAUUAAGUGAUGCUGCGGCAGCCGCCUAAAGUCGAAUCUUGAGCAAGCAUAGGUUACCCCUUGAAUUUGGGUUCUAAAUGUUAAAGCGUAGAAACUUUACUUUUUCUUUUUCUUUUUUCUCAACUCUUUGUUUUGCGUUGGGUCUUCCAUAUUCUUCUUCCCCUCUUCAGAGUCAUGUCUAGCUGAGACAUUUUGUGAGGAUGCUGAAGCAAAUACCCCAUCCUCAAAGACUGACCGCCUGUGCCUGUUUAGAAAAUAUGAUGAAAGGAAUUAAUGUAUUAUCGACUGCCAGUAAUUUUGUAUUAUAACUCUAUUUCUUGUU
Molecule: messenger RNA, 2329 nt
Organism: Diospyros lotus (date-plum)
Lineage: Eukaryota; Viridiplantae; Streptophyta; Magnoliopsida; Ericales; Ebenaceae
Product: transmembrane 9 superfamily member 9-like
Exons: 7
Coding region: 1-2013 (670 amino acids)
Biological process (GO): protein localization to membrane
Cellular component (GO): membrane
Source: RefSeq, a predicted model, not a curated record